AUGCUCAUCUCGCCGAAUGAAACGCCGGCCACGAGCCGCUCCGCCUCCGAAGGUCCACUCCGGAGGUCAGCUUCGGAGCCUUGUCAAACGAUACUACCGAUCCGGCGCAAAUCCCUGGAAUUGGUGGCUUCACCGGCCAGGGAAGAGGAAAAUGAUCGGGAGGUGGAAAAGGUUCCAAUGAGUCUUGCGAGGAUUGUUGUUAAUAUGCAAGAGCAUUACACGGCGGAGUUGGAGGCUGAGAGACAAAGAACGGAAGGCUUGGCGAGGCAGAAUGAGGAGAUGAUGAGGAAGAUGGAAGAAAUGGAGAGCAGACUACAGAUGCAUGUUGUUCUCAUGGAUGGAUUUGUCGGGUUCAUGAGGGAUGUAAAGGAGGGGAAGUUUGCAACUGGCGGAGGUGCGGAAAUGGAGAUUGCGAAGGCAUUUGGGGGAGAGCAUCUUGACGAGGUCAGACGGCUUGUAGCGGAGAACUACAUGCCAGUUCAACAGAGCGUGGAGGAACCAGCUACUGAGCCUAUAGUCUUUGAUGAUGAAGAUGAACCUCAGCAACCAGCGCCAGCAGUCGUUCGACACGUGAGCUUUGAUGAAUCGCCAUCAACGCCAGACCUGGAAGCACCUCCUGUACGGAGCACUGGACGACGAGCACCAAAGCGCAAGAAUCCUCCUCUGAGACCACAUCGUGAGGUGAAGCGACAAACAAGAGCGACCCUGCGGAGUGUUCGGCUUCGUAACACUUCAUCAUGGACUGCCAUCAAUACGAGGAAUUCUCCGUAUGCAGGUGCCGACUUGAGUAAUGGAGAGGACAAGGAUCUUGACUUCACUCCUGACCUUGAGGUUGACGAGGAUGACGAAGAGGAAGAAGAAGAGCAGGAAGAGGUGGAGGACGAUAGCGACAGUGAGAUGGAGGACAUACCAAAUGUACCAGCGACACCUUCGCCAUCCCUCUCCGACGAAGAGCUCGAAACCACAAAGACCCGAUACUCCGCCCCCCGGUCUGUCGCAUACCGCUACGCCAGCGGUCCACCGGGGCGCAAGUUCAAAUACCACCGCAUGCCCAAGUCCGUCGCGUUAGUAUGGCAAGAAUGGAAGCACGGCAGUAACGGAAAUCCAUCGAUUCAAUCCCUCGAGGAAAAGUACAGCACGAGAUGGCGAAUGGGGACGUUACAGGAACGCAAGUAUGCGAGUAAUUACGUCGGUGUGAGACAGAAAGUCGUGAGAAAGGUGGAAGAAAUGUGCGAGCAGAAGGGAUUGGCACCAGAAAAGGCUUGUGAGAUUUUGGAUAGACGCGUUGAUGGGAGGAUGCAGUUACUCAUGACGGCGUUGAGAAAGGGGCAGGAUCCGCUGGUGGUUAUUCCUAGGAGAUAG
Messenger RNA from Fusarium tjaetaba, 1362 nucleotides. RefSeq names its product high-osmolarity-induced transcription factor. NCBI's taxonomy places the organism in Eukaryota, Fungi, Ascomycota, Sordariomycetes, Hypocreales, Nectriaceae. The record is from RefSeq and is a predicted model, not a curated record. The coding region runs from base 1 to 1362 and encodes 453 amino acids. The transcript has a single exon.